AAAUUUUAUUUAGAGCAUGAUGAACCCAGCCGUUAGCAGGAAGGCGGCACAACAACGUCAGCGGCGCACCUACAGAGUGAGAAGAGAUAUUUUCGCUGAGUACGACGAUGCUGAGUUACUGAAAAGAUUCAGAUUGGACCGUGCUGGUAUUGUUGCAGUGACUGAUAUAGUGAGAGACAAGCUGCAAAGUAAAACUGAAAGAAAUAGAGCCUUGACCCCUGAGAUGGUGGCCAUCACAUUACGAUAUUUAGCCACAGGAAAAAUGCAACAGUGCAGUUGUGAUGAUUUUGGAACAACGCAGCCCACUAUCAGCCGUGCAAUAUCACAGACAAUUGAUGCACUGGCUGACCCAGAAGUAAUCUGCCAGUUCGUGGCUUUCCCUCACACCCAGCGUGAAGUGCAGCAAAAACAGGCAGAGUUCAUGCAAGUAACUCAGUUUCCCGGUGUUGUGGGAGUGAUUGAUGGUACUCAUAUAAGAAUUGUGUCUCCUCAUGUCGAUGAACAUGUAUAUGUGAACAGGAAACGCUAUCACAGCAUAAAUGUGCAAGUAGUAUUUGAUGCUCACUAUAAGAUUCUUGACAUUGUGGCAAGGUGGCCUGGCUCAGUCAACGAUGCAAGAAUACUAGAUAAGUCAGCACUCAAACUGAUGUUUGAGGAACAACAUGUACCUGCAGGAUGCUACCUUCCCGGGGACAGUGGCUAUCCCUGUAAGCAGUGGCUCCUCACUCCUUACCUUCGCCCUCAAACUGUUGCACAAGCUAAUUAUAACAGUUCCAGUACCUUACGAUGCAGCCGAGGGGACUGACGCCACCACCACCACUGCCACCACCGCCACAACAAGGGUUAUUCAAAUGGGGAACAUGCUUCAGGUGUUGCCCCAAGAUGCCUCAGCCCCGCAGCCCCACUUCCCCAUGAUAGUGCAGGCAGGGAAUGUCAUACAGGUUGUUCCAGCUGACAACACGCAGGUAUUAGGGGCAGAAGUCGUUGGAGUUGGUCGGGUCAUGCAAGUGGUCGGAGUCCCAGGCUUUCCCCCGACCCCAGCCCCAGACCCCUGCCCCAGCCACCCCUCUCCCUGUGACCCCUGCCCAGUCAUCCCUCACCCCCUCCUGCCCCCCUGCGGUGCUGCCAGCGGGGGUGAUGGGAGGUGGAGGUGGGCCACACACACCUGGGUUAGCUGUGGCUUGGCUUAUCUCCCUCCUCAGCAGCAAAUCCCGAGGAUCAACGAGGACAUGGUGGACCCAGAGAUUGCAGCAGCAGCGAGAGAGAGAGAGAGAAGCAAGAGAGGAGGGAGAGGAAGGAGAGGAGGAGGAGAGAGAGGGAGGCCAGGAGGGAGGCACGUCAGAGAGAGAGGGAGAGGAAGAGGUUGAUUCUGUUACAACAACAACUGCAACAACAACAACAGUUAGUCAGUGAGGAGGGGGAGGGGCCGUCCUCUGAUGCUGAGGAUGAGGUAUUGUUCAGGGAGGCCAUGUCGGAGGUGCCGGUGGUGGGGUCGCCAGUUCCGGAGUACGAGGUGGAGGAGGAAAAGGAAGAGGAGGACGAGGAGGAGGCACGGAUAAGGAAGAAGAAAAGAUUAUUACCUGUAGCCCUCCCUCCAGCUGAUAAGGGGAUAUUAAGGAGCCCUUCCUACAGGUUCGUUCGAUGCAAGGAGUUGGCACAGGAGGCGUCCGAGGCUGUGUAGAGCGGCCGUCUGAACCUGGUGCCACAGCUUACUAUGUUCAACAGAUGCCUGAAGGAAGUGUGUGUAAGGGAGGAUAAAGAGAUCAUGCUGGCCUAUGCAGACGAUGUCGCUGUCGUGACAGGAAGCCAACAAGAUCUUCAAGAGGCCAUGACAAGAUGGAAUGAUGUUUUAAAUAGGGAAGGAAUGAGAAUGAACAAACAAAAAACUUAUUUACUAGUGGACAAGCAACAAGUGAUGGUGUGGCUCUGAGCCACUGUAGUAGGGAUGUUAUGGUUUAAGUGUAGGAAGUUGCAAAUGCUCACCUAAUAAUUGCACCUUAGUAGAAAAACACAAACAGGAAGUUUAUGCAAGUUUUUAUCCUUAUAUAAAAUGUUGUAUUGCAUCAAACCUCCAUACAUUACUGUCUCUAUCCAGUAUGAGACCGGUGUUCAGGAAGCACAAGCAUGUGCUGAAUAACAAGAAGCCGGGCAUUGGUGAAGGUGACAACAUUUCAUCUAUUUAUACAUACUUUUUAUUAUUAAAGCUUAUCUUAUAAUUAUUUCUGAAGAGAAUUGACUAAUUUUUGUAGUAUUUAUGACUUAGAACUAUGAUAAAGCUAUGAAUUGAUAUAAUUCCUGAUUUGUUUUAUCUUUUCAUUAUCCUUCCUUUGUUAAUUGAGCAUUUUAUAUUACUUAGCUUAAAAAUGCAAGAACGGUUCAGAAGUAUCCAACCUUGGGCUAAGGGCCAAAAUUAUGGUAUCAUUCAAAAUGUCCUUCAAAGAAAGCCCUCUGUAAUCCAACACACUUAGCCCAUUAAUCCUUCCAUUUCUCAUCAAUUUGUUCAACAUUCAUAUUUUUCCCUUAUAGGGUUGAACAAUUUUCAUGGGUUCAGAGCAAAAGGCUUCCUCAUUCCUCCCCAAGGUAUUCUCGGAUGGUAAGCAGGUUUGACUCUGGAGCAAACCUGACCAAGGGCUACUGCCCAAGGCUACAGAGGUUCCUCUCCCUGAGGCUGAAUGCACCAUGUGAGAUGGUUCUGUUAUGUGGAUGAAUGUCAUGGUGGGAUAGCAGUGCCACCACAUUCCUACAAUCAUCCAUCACUCCACUGCUCAAACGCUUCUGCAACCAAUGAUAGGUAUGCUGCCACAUUCUGCAUGGUCUCCUUGGCUCUCAGAUAAGGAUACUGUCAACAGGUUUGGGAUUGCCAAAAAAUCAUAAGGAGCUAUGUCUGAAAAGUCCAGAGAGAGAGAGAGAGAGAAAGAAUGAGCAAGAGAAAGAGUAGGAUGAAGCAAAGGAAGAGUCAAGAGGGAGGAAGAGAGAGUAGGACAAGAAAAAACAGAACAAAUAAAUCCCCUACACGUCUUGUCUCCAUUCACACAAGCCAUGAAAAGCUUGUCCAUCCCUGAGUGCUCAGAAGCAGUGUUCCACUGAUGAUGUGGAAACUUGAGACACCCAAUCAUUUAAUGGGCUUUAGUAGGUUUUGUCACCAGUCUUCUGUGUGUCACUGACUACAUUUUGAAAUUUUUAUCUGUUCUAUUUAAUUUUGUGUGUAUGUACACAAUGUUUAUGGUCAAUAAACUAUUUAUAAAACUAUUUAUCUGUGUGAGUAAGAUAAAAGCAGUUAUUGUUAUUAUUAUUAUUAUUAUUAUUAUUAUUAUUAUUAUUAUUAUUAUUAUUACACAUUUUCCUCCUUGUAUUUAAAUAUUAUUAUUAUUAUUAUUAUUAUUAUUAUUAUUAUUAUCAUGAAUUGUUCUUGUUUAUAAAUAAAAUACUGUAACUGA
This is a messenger RNA of Scylla paramamosain (green mud crab), 3437 nucleotides long. Its product is annotated as putative nuclease HARBI1. The transcript is spliced from 7 exons. NCBI's taxonomy places the organism in Eukaryota, Metazoa, Arthropoda, Malacostraca, Decapoda, Portunidae. The coding region runs from base 17 to 805 and encodes 262 amino acids. The record is from RefSeq and is a predicted model, not a curated record.